This is a messenger RNA of Scomber scombrus (Atlantic mackerel), 1698 nucleotides long. It is a transcript of the gene phactr1, whose product is annotated as phosphatase and actin regulator 1. Lineage: Eukaryota; Metazoa; Chordata; Actinopteri; Scombriformes; Scombridae. Gene Ontology annotation, molecular function: actin binding. Gene Ontology annotation, biological process: stress fiber assembly; cell motility. The record is from RefSeq and is a predicted model, not a curated record.
GAGAGGCUUGCAGCCAUGCGCUCUGAUUCGCUGGUACCCGGCACGCACACGCCUCCCAUUCGACGGCGGAGCAAAUUCGCCACCUUGGGACGUCUCUUCAAACCCUGGAAGUGGAGGAAGAAGAAGAGUGAAAAGUUCAAGCAGACGUCUGCGGUGUUGGAGAGGAAGAUGUCCACUCGCCAGAGCAGAGAAGAGCUCAUCAAGAAAGGAGUGCUGAAGGAAGUUUAUGAGAAAGACGGUUUGUCCCCGGCUGUUCGGGAGGAGCUGCAGCUGGAGAACGGGCGCUCUCCGGUGCUCGGCUCCAGCAUGUCCGAGUCUGAAGGUACUGAGCUGAUGGAAGGAGCGGCUGCAGCUGUAGGCUCGCUGGAGUUUCAGAUGUCGGGCGAGGGGGCGUGUCAGCAAGACCUCCCCCAGAAAUCCAUCCUGGUUCCGCCCACGAAGAAGCCGUCUGUGUAUCCGGGUGACGGAGCUGAAUCGACGCUCUCCAGACCUCCAACGCUACACAAACAACCUCCUGCGCUACCACCCAAACCCUUCAACAGGCUACCUAACCACAUCACAGACGGCGCCCCGGUGAAGUUGCCGUGCAUGUCGAUGAAGCUGUCUCCUCCUCUACCUCCAAAGAAGCUCAUGAUCUCCAUACCCGCAGGGAGCAUGGAGCCCUCCUCGCUCGCCUUCCAGAAGUGCUCCGCCCCUCCCGGCCACGGUCCGAUGGGUGGGCACCACCUGCAGUACGGGGCCGUUCCUCUCCACACGCCCAGCCGGAUCAUAGAGGAGCUCAACAAGACCCUGGCCCUCACCAUGCAGAGGUUCGAAAGCUCGAUGAUGCACGGCGUUCCCACGUUGAUGGUCGAGUGCGACGACAAAGAGAACCUCCCCAACGAGGCGGACUACGAGGACAUACCCGACGAAGAGGAGGAGGAGGAGGAAGAGGACGACGAAGAGGAGGAAGAUGAGGACGAGGAGGAAGAUGACGAUGACACACUGUUUACAAGCACACUGGCCAUGAAGGUUUUACGGAAAGACUCUCGCAUCAAACUGAGUAACCGUCCAUCCAAGAGAGAGCUGGAGGAGAAGAACAUCCUGCCGCUGCAGUCGGACCAGGAGAGACUCGAGUUCCGGCAGCAGACGGCCACCAAACUCACCAGGCGGUUGAGUCAACGGCCGACAGCAGAAGAACUGGAGCAGAGGAACAUCCUCAAACCUCGAAACGAUCUGGAGGAGCAGGAGGAGAAGAGAGAGAUCAAGAGACAUUUGUCCAAAAAGCUCAGCCAGAGGCCCACAGUGGAGGAGCUGCGAGAGGCUAAAAUCCUGAUCCGCUUCAGUGACUACGUGGAAGUGGCCGAGGCUCAGGACUACGACAGGAGGGCCGACAAACCCUGGACCCGACUCACAGCUGCUGAUAAGGCUGCCAUCAGAAAGGAGUUGAACGAGUUUAAAAGCACAGAGAUGGAGGUGCAUGAGUCGAGCCGUCAUCUGACCAGGUAUGAAGAAAAAACACUCACACUGACUUAUAGUUUCAUCGGCCAUAAAACCGCUCAGUUGGACCUCGGCCAUGUUUUUAUAUUUCCCACACACAAGCCUCAAGUGUUACAGACUGCUCUCCGCUCCCUUCUUUCGGCGUCGGUGUCACGUUACACUCUCGACACGAUCUCCGGGGCUCGUUUCCCGUCGCCAGGAAACGGGAGCAACUUCUAA